UCUCUUCGCAAACUCAUUUCUCUGUUUCCACCAAAGCCAACAAGGCAACCACCCGCCUGAAGAGAUGGCUUGUUUUUCUGUUGUUUGCAAUAAUGGGUUUCUGUCUACUCAAGAUAACUUUGGACUUUAUGGUGGAAAGACAAAGUCUUUGAGGAGAUAUACUAGUGCCUGUUAUAAUUCUUCUGUGGGAUUUUAUAAUUGUUACUGGAAAUCUUCACAUUUGUUGCUUCGUAACGAUAGGUUUAGGUUUCUUAACAUUGGCAAAGGUGGAGUUUCUUUGUUGGGAUUUUAUGAUUGUUGUAAGUCUCAACAUGGGGUAUGUUGUAGCAAUGGAAUUAGGCCAUUAGUGAAAGGAAGCAUUGAAGAUAACGGAACCCAUGUGGAGAAUAGAGGAAAUGGGAAAUUGAGAAGGAGACUGUCGUUAAGAUUGCGUCCAAGGUUGCGUUUGUUGACAGUGAGAUUGAAGAGGGUUUCCCUUAGGUUGGUGUUGAAUGAUAUUGGGCUGUUUUUGAGGAAGAAUAUUAGGAGGGUGACUUUGUUUACUUUGAUACCUCUCGCUCUUGGGCUGUGCUAUUUGCUUGUCAAAUUAACGACAUUGCCAUCACCAAAGAUUGUUCCAUAUUCGGACUUGAUAACAAGCCUUCAAAACGGGUCUGUUACAAAAGUAUUACUUGAAGAGGGGUCUCGUCGGAUAUAUUAUAACACAGACAUUAAGACUUCUGAAAAUAUUGAGAUUACAGAAGAAAAAUUACCAGUAGUAAAUGAUUCAGCUGAGAAUGUGGAUCAUACAACUGCCAGAAAUGACGGUGUGAGAGUGGAACUGCCAGUGAAUUUUAACAUUUUGAAAAAGUUUUUAGGGAAUCAAUCUUCUACUCCUGAGUGGGAGUUUUCCGCUAGAAAAAUAGAUCAUGAUGAGAAAUUUCUUCUUAGUUUGAUGAGAGAAAAGGGAACAACUUAUACCUCAGCUCCUCAGUCACCAUUAAUGUCAAUGAGAAAUAUUUUAAUUACAGUGAUAUCUUUGUGGAUUCCCUUAACCCCUUUGAUGUGGCUUCUUUAUCGUCAACUUUCUGCUGCUAAUAGCCCGGCAAAACGUCGGCGACCCAAUAAAAACAUGGUUAACUUUGAUGAUGUGGAGGGUGUUGACACUGCUAAAGUAGAGCUUAUGGAGAUAGUUUCAUGCCUUCAAGGAGCAAUAAACUACCAAAAACUAGGGGCAAAGUUACCUAGAGGUGUGUUGUUGGUGGGCCCUCCUGGAACUGGGAAAACAUUGCUUGCUCGUGCAGUGGCUGGUGAAGCAGGAGUGCCAUUUUUCACUGUUUCUGCCAGUGAAUUCGUGGAGUUGUUUGUUGGAAGGGGGGCAGCUCGCAUUAGAGACCUCUUUAGUGCAGCAAGGAAAUGUGCACCAGCAAUCAUAUUUAUUGAUGAACUUGAUGCAGUUGGAGGAAAGCGUGGUAGAAGUUUCAAUGAUGAACGUGACCAAACACUGAAUCAGUUGCUGACAGAAAUGGAUGGAUUUGAGUCAGACAUGAAAGUGGUUGUCAUUGCAGCAACUAAUAGGCCAGAGGCAUUGGAUCCAGCCCUUUGUCGCCCUGGUCGCUUCUCCAGAAAAAUUCUUGUGGGAGAACCCGACCAGGAAGGAAGAAGAAAGAUCUUGUCUGUGCAUUUAAGGGGUGUUCCUCUCGAAGAAGAUACGCAUCUUAUUGGUGAUCUUGUUGCUUCUCUUACCCCAGGCUUUGUCGGUGCUGAUCUAGCAAACAUUGUGAAUGAAGCUGCUUUACUUGCUGCUCGUAGAGGCAGUGAAACUGUCACAAGGGAAGAUAUAAUGGAAGCUAUAGAGCGAGCAAAGUUUGGGAUCAAUGAUAGACAGCUAAAGCCUAGUACAAUAAGCAAAGAGCUUGGGAAAAUUUUCCCAUGGAUGCCAUCUCUCGUGGGAAGAAAUGACACAAAACCGGAUAAUUUGCGAGGGCCUUUAGGCUAUCAAACUCUAAGCUGAUCAGUAUGUGUGCUUUCUCAGUGAUUUUACUGUGAUUCAUCAGUUUCACUAUUCACGAGGUUUUUCUAAGAAGCAAUUUUGAUUACUCUUUACAAUCUUUUGCUCAAGAGAUGUACCCAUUGAAAUCAGCAAGUUGUGUUCUUUCGCUUUUAGUUGUAGGAAUUAUGAUCUUUCGUUCUGAGUAGGGCAUCAGUAAUUUGAAAUGGGCUAUUGGUCCCCAACCUAAUUGAUGUCCAGAUAUCCAAUGGCCAUUUGUAGAUUGAGAAGGUCAUCAUAUGGAUGACAGAGGUUGCUACCAUAAUGACGGAGAAAUGGGUGGCCUGUGGUUUAUUAUCCUGUGCUUAUACCCAUCUCUAACAUUAGGGUCAUAAAUUAUAUAUAGCAUUUUAGAUCAAUACUGAAUUAGUGCUACCUGGUAGAUUAGAUCGAUAUAAUAUAAGCCUGUGAAUGUGUCAAGGAUAUUUCCCAUAGAAGAUCCAACUGUUCCAUUGUUACUGUUUAAGCAUAUCAUAGAUGAUUUGAGUUUGAUCAUA
Messenger RNA from Mangifera indica (mango), 2526 nucleotides. RefSeq names its product probable inactive ATP-dependent zinc metalloprotease FTSHI 3, chloroplastic. Gene Ontology annotation, cellular component: membrane; chloroplast thylakoid. Gene Ontology annotation, molecular function: ATP hydrolysis activity; metalloendopeptidase activity; zinc ion binding. NCBI's taxonomy places the organism in Eukaryota, Viridiplantae, Streptophyta, Magnoliopsida, Sapindales, Anacardiaceae. The record is from RefSeq and is a predicted model, not a curated record. Gene Ontology annotation, biological process: proteolysis. The transcript is spliced from 5 exons. The coding region runs from base 65 to 1993 and encodes 642 amino acids.